UCCUCACCCCCCCAUAGUGCCCGCAUCCUGAUGGUAAGACUUGGCACCAAGUGUAGCAGCGUCGGGCACUUGGCAUCACAAUUCUCCUCAGUUACUCCCGAACAGGCAGGAAGUGAUAACGGUUGUGGCCUCACCUCCUCGUAACCAUGUCGAUCGUGGUGUCGUCCUUGACCAUCGCGACCCAGUUGGCGCUGUCGCAUGUGAUCCGCGGCCGUCUGUCGGACCUCAUUCAGAAUGAGCUCCUCAAGGGCUGCCUCCUCGAACUGGUGGCAGCGGCGGAGAUGUGCGGCUCCUGCUACGAGCUGAUCAUCAUCGCCGAUAACUAUGGAGUGUACGCUUACGCCGUGUACCUCUGGCUCAUGACCAUCUGGUGGGGUCAGUCGUGGGGAACCGCCACAGCCUGCCCUUACAGCCUGCUCGAGGAGUACGUGGAAGUGGGAAGUGACGCCGUCUCGGUCGUGCUCAAGAUUAUUGCUCAAGUGAUAGGUGGAUUGAUGUCCUUCAGAUGGGUGAAAUACGUCUGGAUGAUGGAACUCGCCGCAACACACGUGGGUCGCGGCGUGGACGACUGCACAGCUGACCUCCAAGUUCCUGUCGUUGCUGGCUUCCUGAUCGAGUGCGUCCUGACCUGCGCCUGCCGACUCGUCUCUCGAGCUCUGGGCGAAAUCGAACCCAAGUUUGCCUCCGCGAUCGAUUCGUUCUUUGCUACUUCCAUGGUGGUGCUCGCCUUCAACUACUCCGGCGGCUACUUCAACCCCGUGCUGGCGACCGGCCUCAAGUGGAGCUGCCGGGGACACACGAACGCCGAGCACGUCAUCGUGUACUGGGCGGGAUCCAUCUUGGGCGCGAUGCUGUCCAUUCGCCUGUGGAACCUUGCCGUCGUCAAGAACACGAUGGUCGGUCCCUUCAAGCCGAAGGCAGAGUAGGAGAGGAAGAAGAGAAGAGACUGAUGCUUUUGAAAGAAAAAUAUAUUUAUCUGUUAUUGUUAUUUUUUAUUUUUAUGGGUUGAUUAUUCGAAGAGUUAAAAGCCAUGUUUUGAAGUGGCUAGAUAGUGUCACAAACGCACACACAAACACACGUAUGUAAAGAAUGUAUUUAUAUUUUGGCGUGUCAUUUGGUAAGGAUUUUAUACUAUACAGAAGGUGGGGAAAAAAAUGUGACGCUGACAAUCGCCGGAGAGAUAUAGUAUACGGGACAUAAUUGAUAAGAUUUUUUUAAUGUUAGCGAAAGACACUCAAAAUUUGGGUGAUUCAACUAUGUGCAAACUACCUCUGACAGCUUCCAUUGACUCCGUCAUGUAUAGAAUUACUCACAAAGUAUUCAUGCAUUUAGAAUUUACUUGUUCUGAAUCUCUGUGAAAACAAAAUGUACAAGAAUAUUUUGUAAAGAAAGAACAAUGCAUAAAAUAUCGUUGCAUUUGUACACAAAAUGCUCUUUACUUCGUGUAUCAAGUAAGUUAGGAUGUUGUGUAGUCUGUCAACAGUAGUUCUUUUCACGGUCGAUUUUCUCUCCACACGUACUAAUUUCCUCGUUAAAGAUGCAGACAGGAGAUGAUUAUAGACUAUGUAAGCAAAUCUGUUUUAUGUAAAAAAAUAUAAAUUAAACGUAAGGAAGAAUAUAUGUACUUAUAUAAAAAAAAAUGAUAUAUAUAAACACGGGUGCUACUUUAACAGCUUGAAUGGCAUUAAUUUAUAUGUUAGCAAACGAGAUUUUUCGUCUUGGAGAAGUACUAUAGCUUUUUAGUUAAAAGCAGACAAUGAUCUUCUUGUUCUCACACUAAUUAUAAUAACCAUGGUUAUGACAAUAAUACUGAAACAAAUUGUGAUAAGUGUAAUUUGUGUAUUGUCAAAUAUUUAAUAAUGAUAAAGUUAUAUAUAUAUAUAUAUAUAUAUAUAUAUAUAUAUAUAUAUAUAUAUAUAUAAUGUGUAAUUUAUAUAUGAUAUAUAAAAGAUAGAUAUCUAAUUUUCAGAGAUAAUAGUAUAAUGUAUCAUAAAGUAGAAUUGACACAUUAAAAACCAGAAAGAAUGUAUAAUAUAUAUAUAUAUAUAUAUAUAUAUAUAUAUAUAUAUAUAUAAAGUAUGUACCAUAUAUAUCAUAACACAUGUUAGCACAAACAGUACUUUGAUCCAACAAAGUCAGUAAACCAGUAUUCUUGCAUGUUAGAAAAAACAAAACAAAAAAACAAGACUGCUCAUUAUUGUAUAAUGAAACAAACAAGAAUAAUCAAAAUUAAUGAUAAAAAAGAAAAACAGACGAGAAAAAAAGCAAAAACGCACUACGUUUCCCAGAUAAGUUGACUCAAGUUUUAAACAAUAAUUUCCUCCAAUUACGAUUGUUCGAAACGACUCUAGUCCUUGCAGUAUGUUCAUUUAUGUUCAUUUAUGUUCAUUUAUGUUCAGCAACCCAGUGCUCAAGCUUCCCUAAGUUAACCUCCCCCCCCCCCUCCUCCUCCUCCUCUUCGCUCCCCUUUUCCCUUGAUAAUAAAAUGUGCCUUCAAUGAUUAUGUGAUAUCCUUGUGUUGAAUGAAUUUUGAUUUUUUAAAAAUAAAUCGUAAAAUUGUUGUUAACAGUUAAGUUUUGUCUAUUUUAUUAUUUUAUGCAACGAAAUGUUUAAUUAUGCAUAUGUAUCCAUGUAUUUUAUUUCUUGUUACUGUUACCACUGUGUACAUGAUAUUCUAAUGUAAUCUAAUGAUGCAAUGCAUUGUUGACCCAGAAAAAAAGUCCAAUUAAAUCCCUUAAAAAAAGA
Molecule: messenger RNA, 2745 nt
Organism: Penaeus chinensis
Lineage: Eukaryota; Metazoa; Arthropoda; Malacostraca; Decapoda; Penaeidae
Gene: AQP
Product: aquaporin-11-like
Exons: 5
Coding region: 147-926 (259 amino acids)
Cellular component (GO): cytoplasm
Molecular function (GO): channel activity
Source: RefSeq, a predicted model, not a curated record